Messenger RNA from Cololabis saira (Pacific saury), 2512 nucleotides. RefSeq names its product SET domain containing 4 (gene setd4). The record is from RefSeq and is a predicted model, not a curated record. Gene Ontology annotation, biological process: positive regulation of transcription by RNA polymerase II; peptidyl-lysine monomethylation; peptidyl-lysine dimethylation. Gene Ontology annotation, molecular function: transcription coactivator activity; histone H3K36 methyltransferase activity; histone H3K4 methyltransferase activity. The transcript has 13 exons. The coding region runs from base 74 to 1426 and encodes 450 amino acids. NCBI's taxonomy places the organism in Eukaryota, Metazoa, Chordata, Actinopteri, Beloniformes, Belonidae.
GUUAGUGUGGAGCCGUGAGUGCGGGAGUUUAGUAAAAUGGGCAUUUGACGCUGUGGAGGUGCUGGUGGGGGCAAUGGGAGGUCAUAGCAGAAGAGCUGGACGUGCUGCGAGGAGGAGACGGCAGAAACAUGAACACACCAUCCAGUCUAUCUCUCUGUGUCAUCAGCCACAAUAUGUAAGGUUGAUGAAGUUCCUCCACCAGCGAGGAUUAACCUCAACGCUGCUGCAGCCGGCCCUCUUCACUGACACAGGCAGAGGACUGCAGACUCUGCAGACUAUAGAGCCUGGUGGGAUGGUCAUUUCUCUGCCACAGUCGUGUCUUCUCACAACCUCAGCCGUUCUGGACAGCUACCUGGGACCCUACAUCAAGAACUGGAAGCCCCGUCUUUCACCCCUCUUGGCUCUCUGUGUCUUUCUGGUAUGCGAGCGGCACCGCGGGGAGGGCUCGCCCUGGUUCCCCUAUGUGGAUGUGCUGCCCAAAACCUACACCUGCCCGGCGUAUUUCACGGAUGAUGCCAUGGCCGUCCUUCCAGUCAGCGUGCGGCAGAGGGCCACAGAGCAGCGGGAGGCGGUGCGGGAGAUCCACUCCAACAAUCAGGACUUUUUCAGGUCCCUGCAGCCAAUUCUGAGUGAGCCCACCGAGGAUGUACUGACCUAUGAGGCGCUCAGGUGGGCUUGGUGCAGCGUCAACACUCGCUCUGUCUUCAUGUCCCAUCCACCCAACAGCUUCCUGUGUGGAGAGGAUAAUUAUGCCCUGGCUCCAUUUCUGGACCUCCUCAAUCACCGCCCUGACGUGCAGGUCAAAGCAAGUUUCAAUCCUGUGACGAGAUGUUAUGAAAUCAGAAGUGUUUCCAGGACCCUGCGCUACCAGCAAGCGUUCAUCAACUACGGCUGCCAUGACAACCAACGGCUGUUGUUAGAAUAUGGAUUUGUGGCCACCAACAACCCCCACAGUGUGGUCUACGUGGACUCAGAUCUCCUCUGUGACCUUUUAAGAAGUGAUAAGAGUUUGGAUAAGAAGAUGACCUUUCUCCGAGAGAAUUAUUUCCUUCAUAAUCUCAGUGUGUCCAGUGACGGUCCGAGCUGGAGGCUGAUGACGGCUCUUAGGUUGCUGUCCUUGCCAUCGACACUGUAUCACCACUGGAAGGCGGUGUUGCUGGGACAGGUUGUGUGUGAGGAGACAGAAGAGUGGAGCGUUAGGACAGCUACGACGCUCUGUCAGCGACUCCUGCUAGAUGCAGACAGAGCUCUAGAUAAGAUCUCACAUCUUCUCCAACAAUGUGAGCAGCCAAUCAGGGAGCAGCUAGCUGUGGUCAGAUCGUUGCAGCAGGAGGAGAAGUGCAUCCUUGAAAGUUGUCUCCAGGCACUGAGAGAAAGAAAUGGCAACGUAUCGUUGUGCCAACUGCCCAUUGGAGCUGUGAGCUGAAGAGUCUUGAUUAAGGCUGUUGGCUCAACGCCUUCCUAGCGUGCAGGCGGAGGGAUGGACUGGUGAGCUGCACCCAGAGGAGCAGGUCUGAUCUUUGAUUUCUUGGAAGAGCAGCUGCCCUCUGCAACCGUGAGGCUCUAUUACUGAGAUCUGCUGAACCCACUUAAAAAGGUCACAUUUACAUUCAACUAAAGAAACUCAGAGAUGCACCGUCCAGAGAUGAAACUGUGAAGAAAUGGUUGCCGAUGUGAUUGUGAUUCAUUACUUGAAAGAGUUGCAGCAUCUUUUAUCCAUGCAUUUUAUGUAUAUGUGUUUUAUUUAAAAAAAAAAAAAAAAAAAUGCAUUUCUGAUCAGUUGUAUUUUGUCUUAGGUUGCUGGACGGUUCUAAACACAACAACUGUAACAUUAUACAAGAUCUUGUAAUGGCCUCGUUCAGACAAAGCAGAACUAUUUUUGUAUGUACAAAGAAAGCAACAGCAAAGUGUUGUCCUUUUCAACGGAAUGUAUUUUUCAUCGGCCAAAUGAAACUUUACAGUCAGAUUUAAUGAGGGUUGUAGUUUUAUAGUAUGAAAGCAACCUGAACUAUCCAGAGACAGGAUAUAAACUGGAGUCUGAAGGUCAAAUGUGUCGUGAUGUAAAGUUAACUGAACAGUGUGGCAUUAGCAUGUAAAUGUGUUAAACGAAUAUUAAUGAUCAGUUCGGUCGCAAUUUUGGUCAGAGCUGAACAACAGCCUUUUUCCUGGGGUUACGCUGGACCGUCUCCAUGGCAACCGUGGCUUCGUAGAGGGGAACCGCUUCCUUUAGCUGAGGUCUGCAGAGACGAGCAAAGUUGAUAUGAUGGGGUUUGAUAACAGUUGGUAAAUAAAGUGUAUGAAGCUGCAUACAAUUAAAUGUUAUUUUGCUGAAGUUGGAUGCGUUUGAGUUACCUGAGUACUCCAACCGACAUCUUCUCCACAAUAUCCUUCAGAAUAUCUAAAAUAGCAGUUAAAGAUAUUAAAUGGGGCAUGGUAGGAGAAAAAGUUUUUCUGUGCUUUAGAGGAUAAACCUUUCGAGCAUUUGUCUGUCUGACGUAGCUAUAGACUCAAA